Culex pipiens pallens (northern house mosquito) is the source of this 1398-nucleotide messenger RNA. RefSeq lists its product as uncharacterized. NCBI's taxonomy places the organism in Eukaryota, Metazoa, Arthropoda, Insecta, Diptera, Culicidae. The record is from RefSeq and is a predicted model, not a curated record. The annotation marks the transcript as partial. The transcript has a single exon.
AAUGUUUUCAUUUGUGCAACGGCAUGGCUUUUUGAGCAAAAACCACCGCGAUGUGUAGAAUCAACACAUCCAUUCCAAAACAACGCGGUGUACACAUUCGAUGUGUCAGAUCGACACAUUUUGGGCGUAAUUUUAAUCUUCAGUGUGGUUUUUGACUUCAAUGUCAUGCCAGUGGUACCUGAUUUGGGGACAAUCCAACACUUCCUGCAGCAGCAGAUUAAGCUGGACCUGUCGUCGGUACGUAACCUGCAGGUGAACGUGUCGAGGAACCAGGUCAUCAUCGAGACAACAACGCCGGAUCAAGCUUUUGCUAUCGCCAGGGACCACAAUUCCAAGCACUUCAUCGUGCAUGCGAAGAAGCGGUUCCUGAUUCCCAUUUACGUGGAGGAUGGCGCCAUCGAGGUCAAAGUCCACGAUCUGCCACCUCGAAUGCCAAAUCACAUCAUCGAAGAACACCUUCAACAAUACGGGGAGAUAAUCUCAAUCCACAACGAGGUAUGGCGCGACUUCUUCCCCGGUAUCCCGAACGGGGUUAGAGUCGCGCGAAUGAAAAUUAAAAAGCCGAUUCCCUCAUUCGUCCAGAUCGAGGGUCUGUCGGCGUACAUUGUUCACAAAGACCAAAUAAAAACGUGUCGCUAUUGUUCGCAAAAAAAUACACGCGGGACAAAAAUGCAACGUUACUAAACAAAACAACAACACCAAAUCAGACGAAGAAGAUGAAGAUAACACCGUGAAGACAUCAGAGCCAGCAAAACAGUUCACCAAUGACAACACUCCCGAUCUCUCUUUUUUUUUAGAGAAUUGAAAACACAGCUACACUACACAUCAGCAACGAUCAAGGAAAUCCACUUCAAAUUCGCAAUUCGCAAUUUUCAGUGUAAGAACGGGCCUUGACCGAUCUUAUGCACUAGGUUCCCGACGAACACGCACUGCCCUUACACCUACAUCUCACCCUUGCUCUGAGUCAGUACGAGCAACACGCUAGAACACGCUUUGAGUGUUCGUGCCAGGCAUGCACACCUUCUUUUCCGGUUACGCAUUUUAACUCGGCCGGGGGUGGUACAUUACGUAGGGUUUGAUGUAAGUAUAAGCGCCUAACCAUUCAAAGUGUGCCUAUCAACUUUCAUUAAAGCAAAAUCUGUUAUAUUUUUAGUUUGAAUUCAAAAACUAAUUGUUAUUUACUGUGUUUUGUUUUCUCCUGAAAUCUUUCCUAGUGUUGAGUCGUGUUUAUAUGUUGCUAUUUCUUUUGUCGCGGUGUUUUGUUACAAUAUUUUGGUCCUAAGCAUUUUACAAAAGUUUUUCAAAAGUACAAUAGUAAUACAGUAGUUGUUCGGUAACUGGGCGUUGUUUAACUGGGCUGCUUUUUAACUGGGCGCUCGAUAACUGGGCCGUAGCCCA